AUGCCCUCAAAAAAGUCCAAGAUAGUAAUAGCCUUCGACCUCUACGGCACGAUCCUCUCCACCGACUCCAUCACAAAGGACCUGGCGACCCACCUCAACACCAACAAGUCCAAGGCCCAGGCCGUGGCGGCCAAGUGGCGCCAGUACCAGCUCGAGUACACGUGGCGCGUCACCGCCAUGGGCACCUACAAGCCCUUCGACAAGAUCACGCGGGCCGCGCUGCGCCACGCGGCCGCCGAGGUCCUGGACGGGGUCGACGUCCCGGACGAGGCGGCGGAGCGCCUCAUGGCCGCCUACGACGCGCUGGCCGUGUUCCCGGACGUGCCCGCCGGGCUGAGGGCCAUCCAGAAGCACCAGAAGCACCAGCAGGGCGGCCGGCCGGCCGUCGAGGCCGUCGUGUUCAGCAACGGCACCGAGAGGAUGCUGAGCACCUCGGUGUGGUCGUCGCCGGACCUGAGGCCGUUUGUGAGCGGGGGCGGCGGCGACGGGCUGUUCAGGAAGCUCGUCUCCGUCGACGAGGUGCGCACGUACAAGCCCACGGCCCAGGCGUACAGCCACCUGCAGGCGGAGGCGGACGAGGACAACGAUGCCGUGGUGUGGCUUGUUAGUGCGAACCCGUUCGACGUCGCCGGGGCGCGGAGCGUCGGGCUGAGGAGCGCGUGGGUCGACCGGGCUGGCACCGGGUGGGUCGACCGGCUCGGGGAGGCCAUCUUCGGGGUCGGGGAUGACGUGCGGAAGCGGCGGGCGAGGCCCACUGUCAUCGCAAAGGGUGUGGAUCAGGCGGUCGAGGAGAUAUUGAAGAUUGGUAUAUGA
Molecule: messenger RNA, 813 nt
Organism: Diaporthe batatas
Lineage: Eukaryota; Fungi; Ascomycota; Sordariomycetes; Diaporthales; Diaporthaceae
Exons: 1
Coding region: 1-813 (270 amino acids)
Molecular function (GO): hydrolase activity, acting on halide bonds, in C-halide compounds
Source: RefSeq, a predicted model, not a curated record